Messenger RNA from Linnemannia hyalina, 444 nucleotides. Lineage: Eukaryota; Fungi; Mortierellomycota; Mortierellomycetes; Mortierellales; Mortierellaceae. The record is from the annotation of a GenBank genome assembly.
AUGGCAUCCAUUCGGUAUCAGAACUCAACUACGGAGGAAUACCAGGUCGGGGAGGCGGCUGCGUGGACGACAACAGCGGGAGGGGGUGCUGCAGCAGCGGUCAAGACUUUCGAAGUUGUUUUAGUGCCUGUAAUGGUGACGGCCGAUGCGAAAAUUGGUGUCGAAGCAACUGUUGGAACUAUUGGCUGGCUGGCUCUGGAGGUCCUGGAUAUAGGAAUGGAAACGGGAACGGGACCGGGAAUGGCGGACGUUGGAUUGGAAACACUGGAUAUGACCUUGUGUAUGGAGGAGGAGGAGGAGGAGGAAGAAGUGGUGGGUUUCCUCCUGGUCGUAAUCCGGAGUGGCAAUAUCCCUGUAGCUCCGGGUCUCGGUGGUCUAUCGAAUUGGCUGCGGUGUUCUUCCUGGCAGGUUUUGCCCUUGUACAAGUCAUUGCUUGAGCCUUGA